CAAAGUGAGCACAGAGCCGUGAAGGAGGAUUCACGUCAUAUAAUUUUACAGCAUGCAGUCACUGAAGUGUCAGCUCCUAAAGCAGACGCUGUCUCGUUUGUGUGUCGGUUUCGGCAGCAGGGUGUUUCUGAGAGGCAUGAAUGACUUUGCAGUUCUUAACACAGGGCGCAAGAUGCCCCUCAUUGGACUGGGAACAUGGAAGAGUGAGCCUGGAAAGGUGAAACAAGCAGUUAUUUGGGCACUGGAAGCUGGGUAUCGCCACAUUGACUGUGCAUCCAUCUAUGGCAAUGAGGCUGAGAUUGGAGAAGCCCUGCAGGAAAAGCUCGGACCCGAAAAGUCCCUAAGAAGAGAGGAUGUGUUCAUCACAUCCAAGCUGUGGAACAGCAAGCACCAUCCAGAUGAUGUCGAGCCAGCCCUCCUGAAGACCCUGAAGGACUUGAAGCUUGAAUACCUGGACCUCUACCUCAUCCACUGGCCUUACGCCUUUCAACGAGGAGACGUUCCUUUCCCCAGAAAGGAGGAUGGCACCUUGCUAUAUGAUGACACAGACUACAAGCUGACCUGGUCUGCCAUGGAGAAGCUGGUGGGAAAGGGUCUUGUCCGAGCCAUUGGCUUGUCCAACUUCAACAGCAGGCAGAUUGAUGACAUCCUGUCGGUCGCCAGUGUCAAACCAACUGUCCUUCAGGUAGAGUGCCACCCCUAUCUGGCCCAGGUAGAGCUGCUGGCCCACUGUCGGGAUCGGGGCCUGGUGAUGACGGCCUACAGUCCACUGGGGUCUGCUGAUCGAGCCUGGAAACAUCCGAACGAACCCAUCCUGCUGGAGGAGCCUGUCAUCUCUUCCCUUGCAGAGAAAUAUAAAAAGUCUCCAGCUCAGAUUCUCCUGAGGUGGCAGACACAACGUGGCGUCGUAACAAUCCCUAAGAGUGUGACCGAGUCCCGCAUCAAAGAAAACAUACAGGUGUUUGACUUUACCCUUGAAGCAGAAGAAAUGAAAAGUAUUGGAGCACUGACCAGAGGCUGGCGCUACAUCGUACCAAUGAUCGAAGUGGAAGGAAAGCGCGUUCCCAGGGAUGCCGGACAUCCCUUCUACCCUUUCAAUGACCCAUAUUGACAACUCACACUACAGCCUGAAUUUGUGCCUUCAACAACCCCAUCAACACACCUUCACCUUCCCACAUCACUGAUAAAUGUUCCUGGGUCCUGCCAUCGAAGUUUGUCUUUAGAUUUUGUUCAAUUCUGCACUUGCCGUUAGAGUAAUUCAAGUUAAUAUUGGUGGUGGAGACUGGAAAAACUGGUAACUGUAAACACACCGUACAGUAUGUGCUAAUUUUCUAAUAAACAUUUUGUUACUUCCCUUGCAAGCGUUUAUUUCACUGAAUUAUUAUUGGCUUAAGCUGUCUGUUUAAUAUUAUAUCUUAGAAGAAAGUGCUUUUAAGAUUCUGUUUGGUGUGUCCAUUUAAACCCAUUCAUUUCAUCUGGUCUACAUGACCACCUCAAUCAUGCACAAAAAACAAGAAGUCUAUAUAAUACAGUAAAGUAAUUAAUAGUAAUUUGUGAAUUGUGAGUGCAGUUCUACAAGAAGGCUGACACACACCCAACAACCUGUUUCACAAGUAUGAAUAUGACAUCCAUGGUUUGCAUGGGGCGAGCAUUAAAACCAAAUACAUCCUGAUAUAGAAGUAAUGAAACUUAAAUUUCAUUAAAAGUGCAGGCCAUGAAACGAACUGCACAUAAAAAUUAAAGUUGAGAAAUGUGCUGUAACUCCAUGUCUCUUUUUUGUUUGUUUCUUUGUUUGUUCGUUUGAUGCCUCCAUUCUCCACCUAUGACUCCAAAUCACUGAUGAUGUAUGAAUUCAAAUUACAUUCUUUGAAAACAGAAGUUGUCUUUUGGUGCAUAAUUAGCUGUAAAGGCUAUUCAAUCUCUCACUUUUGAUGAAUUUGUCUACCUUCAACAUCAGCUUUCAACUUUGUUGCAUU
Pelmatolapia mariae (spotted tilapia) is the source of this 1976-nucleotide messenger RNA. RefSeq names its product aldo-keto reductase family 1 member A1-B. The record is from RefSeq and is a predicted model, not a curated record. NCBI's taxonomy places the organism in Eukaryota, Metazoa, Chordata, Actinopteri, Cichliformes, Cichlidae. Bases 53 to 1111 code for a protein of 352 amino acids. The transcript is spliced from 9 exons. Gene Ontology annotation, molecular function: aldose reductase (NADPH) activity. Gene Ontology annotation, biological process: aldehyde catabolic process. Gene Ontology annotation, cellular component: cytosol.